Messenger RNA from Homo sapiens (human), 796 nucleotides. RefSeq names its product FXYD domain containing ion transport regulator 1 (gene FXYD1). Gene Ontology annotation, molecular function: ion channel regulator activity; sodium channel regulator activity. The coding region runs from base 242 to 574 and encodes 110 amino acids. Lineage: Eukaryota; Metazoa; Chordata; Mammalia; Primates; Hominidae. The transcript is spliced from 8 exons. Gene Ontology annotation, biological process: positive regulation of sodium ion export across plasma membrane; regulation of monoatomic ion transport; monoatomic ion transport. The record is from RefSeq and is a predicted model, not a curated record. Gene Ontology annotation, cellular component: apical plasma membrane; sarcolemma; plasma membrane.
GGGCGGAGAGGGCAGGGAGCUGGGAUUUCGCGGGGCACAGUGAGGCCGGGCAUGUAGGCAGGUGGGACUUGGGCGUGCCCUGCUGUCUCCUGCUCUGUGUUUGUGUGAGGCAGCGCCUCCUCUGCCCUGCCAGGCUGGGGAUACCCGUUUCUCUAGCUUGGAGCCACCAAGAUAGAGGACAAACACUUCUGUGAUUCAGUCCCCAGACUGUCUCUGACUUAAUCCCUUGGGUUCAAGCCCUAUGUGGGAGAGCAAGGGCACACACUGCCUAAUCCGUGGUGUCCCCCCCAGGACAAUGGCGUCUCUUGGCCACAUCUUGGUUUUCUGUGUGGGUCUCCUCACCAUGGCCAAGGCAGAAAGUCCAAAGGAACACGACCCGUUCACUUACGACUACCAGUCCCUGCAGAUCGGAGGCCUCGUCAUCGCCGGGAUCCUCUUCAUCCUGGGCAUCCUCAUCGUGCUGAGCAGAAGAUGCCGGUGCAAGUUCAACCAGCAGCAGAGGACUGGGGAACCCGAUGAAGAGGAGGGAACUUUCCGCAGCUCCAUCCGCCGUCUGUCCACCCGCAGGCGGUAGAAACACCUGGAGCGAUGGAAUCCGGCCAGGACUCCCCUGGCACCUGACAUCUCCCACGCUCCACCUGCGCGCCCACCGCCCCCUCCGCCGCCCCUUCCCCAGCCCUGCCCCCGCAGACUCCCCCUGCCGCCAAGACUUCCAAUAAAACGUGCGUUCCUCUCGACAGCACUUUGUCGGUCUCGGUCCCUCAGCGCGAAACGCCAGCGCCACUGGGCCCCAGCA